AUGUCGUCAGUGGUCCAGGCGUCGCUGACCGAGUCUUCCUCAUGCUCUGUAGUGAAGGAAGUCAAGUGUGAAGGCUCUAGUGGAUAUCCACCUGAAGAGUGCUACAAAUCUACUAAUGCCGGUGAUACAACUAAAUCUACACAUACGACACUGACGAGCGAUAGCAAGACGUUUGUUAAGGAUAACAAAUAUGUAGACACUAUUGAAGAGUGUGAAUCACGCGUUUACGAUAUUCAAUGCGCCGAUUGUGGAAAGGAAUUUCAAUUUGCAAAUGACAUGGUUGCGCACGGUCAAAGAAGGAAACAUCGACCGUUUGGGUGUCAGCACGAAGGCUGUGAUAACAGAUAUUCCAAGCGUGAGCAUCUAACGCGUCAUGUUGAGGCAGCUCACGUUCGCGGUACGAAACCUUCUUUGGAUGAGCAAAAGCUGUAUCAGUGCAAGCACUGUAAAGCCAGGUAUACUUACAAUCACGGUUUGACGAGGCACAUGAAGCGCUCGCAUUGGAAUGAAAAUUUGCCGUUUGAGUGUAGCAAGUGUCUUAAACGAUUUAAGAAGAAUAGUGAACUUCAAGCUCAUGCUUACGUCCAUACUGGUGUCCUGCCUUUUGAGUGCGAAGACUGUGGAGAACGUUUUUUGAAAAGAUUCUGGUUGACACGACAUCAAAGGAAGCAUACAGCAAACAAAAAUGCGGAUGUCCAAGCUCACGUGUGUGAAUGUUGCAAAAUAUGUUUUGACGAGGAAGAAAUGAAAAGGCACAAGCAGAGUGAGCGCUGUCACGAGGAUGUGAGCAUGAGGACGCAAGUGCACUUGUGUCUCGUCUGUGACCAAUCAUUUUCUCGAAAACAAUAUUUACGUGUCCACCUGCGUACACAUUUCGAGUCACUUGACGAUCGCAAGCAAUUUGUCUGUCCAAUGGAGUAUUGCAACAAAUCAUACACGCGAAAAUCAAACUUGAUGACGCACUACAAUGCAGUACACGAUGAGACCAAGUCAAAGCGUUUUGUGUGUCCACGCGAAGGUUGUGCAGCACGUUUUGGCUAUAAAACAGUGCUUAAGCAUCACAUCGAGAGCAUCCACGACAACCCAAAGCCACCAAAGCGACGUAAAUGUCAGUCUGCAGGUGUUUUUGAACGUGCGCUUGGUGUGAAUCAAGUUGGCGACGAAGUCAAACGUCUUCGGGUGUCCGCUGUAGAUAAUGUCUCCACUUAG
Messenger RNA from Plasmopara halstedii, 1209 nucleotides. Its product is annotated as zinc finger protein 37-like. Gene Ontology annotation, cellular component: nucleus. The transcript has a single exon. Gene Ontology annotation, biological process: regulation of transcription by RNA polymerase II. The record is from RefSeq and is a predicted model, not a curated record. Lineage: Eukaryota; Oomycota; Peronosporomycetes; Peronosporales; Peronosporaceae. Bases 1 to 1209 code for a protein of 402 amino acids. Gene Ontology annotation, molecular function: RNA polymerase II transcription regulatory region sequence-specific DNA binding; DNA-binding transcription factor activity, RNA polymerase II-specific.